Molecule: messenger RNA, 558 nt
Organism: Penicillium taxi
Lineage: Eukaryota; Fungi; Ascomycota; Eurotiomycetes; Eurotiales; Aspergillaceae
Product: copper transporter family protein
Exons: 2
Coding region: 1-558 (185 amino acids)
Biological process (GO): copper ion transmembrane transport; intracellular copper ion homeostasis
Cellular component (GO): plasma membrane
Molecular function (GO): copper ion transmembrane transporter activity
Source: RefSeq, a predicted model, not a curated record
AUGGAUUCAAUGACUGGCAUGGAUACUUCAUCUUCAUCUACUUCGAUGACUAUGACCUUCGAAAACAUCCACACAACUCCCCUCUUUUCCUCGGCCUGGGCUCCAUCCACUUCCGGAAGCUAUGCGGGAACUUGUAUCUUCUUGAUAGUUCUCGCAAUCAUUGACCGUGGUCUCAUUGCUUUCAAGGCUACUCUUGAGCGCCACUGGCUCUCCGCCCACCUCCAUCGCCGCUACAUAGCCAUCAACGGAAAAAACACAGAAGCUGGACGGAUUGACUCGGAUUCGGAUUCUCUCAAAACGGCUUCUUUGGUCACAGCGCAGGGAGUUGAGGAGACCGUCAAACUUGUGCAAAGGGUUUCGCAUGGUCCUAUUCCCUGGCGCUUCAGCGUGGAUUUACCGCGCGCUGCUUUGUUUACAUUGAUCAUCGGAGUCUCAUAUCUGCUGAUGCUGGCUGUAAUGACUAUGAAUGUUGGAUAUUUCUGCUCGGUCUUAGCCGGUGCCUUUUUGGGAGAAUUGGCCAUUGGACGCUACAUUCACUGGAAUGAACAUGGCCAUUGA